UGUUGCGUUAUGCAAACACCAGGAGCUCCUGCGACAUUAAACAUUGAACAGCGCAGGUUUGCAGUCUGGUUUAACCCCAGUGUGGCAGCUGCAUGAGUAAGUCUCAAAUCAAAUCCUCCGUGUUGUGUUGUACAAUAAGAAUCGUUAUUUUUUUAAAGGGCAAAACAUGAAAACGAGACAGAAGAAGUCCGCAGAGGCACUUGAAUCAAAGGCUAAACUCAGAAAAAGAACCGGGGAAAGUUCUUCUCCAACUCUCUCCAAAAAACUCCCAGACAGAAAAGAUGGAGAAACAUCCAAAAAAGCAGGACCUCCCGUUAAGUCCGCAGCAGCUCAGAAGAGAAGAGGGUACAGGAGCAUCCUGCACUACAUCUACAGGAGCACUCUGGGUCAAAGUCUCCACUCCCAGAUGAGACAGUGUCUGCAGGAACCUUUCGUUCGCUCGCUGUCGUCCUAUCAUUUCCAUGGCGCUACCAGCCCCUUCAACCGGAGAAUCACCUGUCUGGAGUGGCACCCUACCCAUCCCACCACCCUGGCUAUGGGCUCCAAGGGGGGUGACAUCUAUCUGUGGGAUUUUAAGGCACCUGCGAAAAAAGUAUUUCUCCAAGGGAACGGAGCAGGUGACUUUAUCGGAGGGAUGAAAUUUUGCCCAAUGGACCUUUCCCAAGUCUACGUGGCUUCUGGUGAGGGCACGUUGACCGUGCAGAGCUUUGAGGGCCGCACGCCCACCGUCCUGUCCAGAACUCAAGACUGUGGCCACGAUCACCACAACCUUUGUUGCUGGUACUGCUGUGUGGACGUGUCUGUGAGUCGACAGAUGCUUGUGACAGGAGACAACCUGGGGCAUCUUAUCCUCCUGGGUUUGGAUGGCCAGAAGAUUUUCAGUGACAAGUUGCACAAAGCGAAAGUGACCCAUGCCGAGUUCAACUCCUGCUGUGAUUGGUUGUUGGCAACGGCCUCAGUUGACCACACAGUGAAACUUUGGGACCUGAGGAACAUCAAGGACAAGAAGAGCUUCCUCCACGAGAUGCCUCAUGAGAAAGCUGUGAACUCGGCCUAUUUCAACCCGCUGGACUGCUCCAAGUUGCUCACCACGGAUCAGUAUGACCAGAUCCGGGUCUACUCCUCUCCCGAUUGGUCGAAACCUCAACAUAUCAUCCAACAUCCACACAGACAGUUCCAGCAUCUCACACCCAUCAAGGCCUCAUGGCACCCUGUCUAUGACCUCAUCGUGGCGGGCCGCUACCCGGAUGAGCGGGUUUGCGCUGGAGAGCAAAGGACCAUCGACGUCUUUGAUGCCAACACCGCUGAGCUUGUGUGUCAGCUGCAAGAUCCCAGCGCUACAGGAAUCAAAUCUAUCAACAAAUUUAAUGCAUUGGGUGACGUGAUUGGAUCUGGAAUGGGUGUGACGGUGCUGGUGUGGGAUCGAGACAAGUCAGUGACCGGUGAUCAGCCCGAAGCGCAGGAGGAAACCUCCACCUCAGUGGGCGGUUUAGGAGGCCGGCAGAGGCGCUCCAGCAGGGACAGGAGAGCUCCUGCUGUGGAUGCAAAGCUCAAGAAGAAACUGGCUACUCUGGAAGAAUUGGAGACCAAGACUGAGUUUACCAAACCAAAACAAACACGGACGAGGAAAAAAUAAACCGUGGUUCUUAAAAGUCUGUGUGCAAAGUUGUUUCUACUGUAAUAUA
This is a messenger RNA of Pseudoliparis swirei, 1685 nucleotides long. RefSeq names its product damage-specific DNA binding protein 2 (gene ddb2). Gene Ontology annotation, cellular component: Cul4-RING E3 ubiquitin ligase complex; nucleus. The record is from RefSeq and is a predicted model, not a curated record. Gene Ontology annotation, biological process: response to UV; DNA repair. The transcript has 10 exons. Gene Ontology annotation, molecular function: protein binding; damaged DNA binding. NCBI's taxonomy places the organism in Eukaryota, Metazoa, Chordata, Actinopteri, Perciformes, Liparidae. The coding region runs from base 167 to 1636 and encodes 489 amino acids.